GAAACACCCUGUGAGUCUAGGAAACAACACUGAUGAUGUGUCCAAGGUUGUGCAUCAGAAGAUGUUUCUGUAACUGAAAAUUUCUGGGAGCACCAGUGACAACCAGGAACAGACUGGGUGACAACCAUGAAGAGUGUGGUGACAGCUGGAGAGACAGAUGACAGCCGGAAAGACGGCAACCCGGGGUGGAGAGGGUUGGCAGCCCAAACCACUUCUUCCGAGAGGAAGAACCCAAAGCAAGCUACAAAACCUUCAAAGAAAAGAUACCCCCCGGGGUGCCCGAGAGGGGGGGAGGAUGAGCACCCCGAUAGGACGGACCUAAGAACGACGACACAGGACAACGAAAUAACGACAACGACAGUACAGUGCAUCUGCGGCAAGAGCUGCAAGAACGAGAGGGGCUUACGAAUCCAUCAAGGCAGGAUGGGAUGUCUGAAAGCAGCAGCGAUGACGACACAUCGCACAGAAGUCACAACUUCUGGUAAGACGCAGGAGGAGCCAGGCCCGGAGGCAACCCACAGUGCCCGGAGCCUCCUAGUGUCGCCAACACCUGCUGCCAGCCGUUCGCCUGUUACCCAAAGCUGCCCUCAAGUGACAGCACCUCCUGACAGCCCACAGAGCCCCCAAAGCCGGCAAGUGGCAGCAACAAGAACUGGCGGUGCCCCUUUGGCUCAACCAAGGAUCCAGUGGCCCCAAUCCUCAAAGAAAGCUGAGUGGCACCAGUUCGAUGAAGACGUGAACCAGAUCCUGGAAGUGACAGCUAAGGGGGAUGUGGACCAUCGAUUGUUAACGAUGACCACUCUCAUAGUGAACAUUGCAGCUGAGCGAUUUGGAUCUGUGGCACCCAAACCCACUCCAUCGGCAUACACUGCAAGCCACAGAGUGAGGAAAAUCAAAUGUCUCAGGGAAGAACUCAAGCUACUAAAGAGGCAGUACAAGGCAGCAGGGGAAGUAGAGAGAGCUGGCCUAGCAGAUCUGAGAGGAUUCCUGAGGAAACAACUUUUGACCCUUUGUAGGGCAGAGUACCACAGGAGGAGGCGGAAAGAGAGAGCAAAGAAGAGGGCAGCAUUUUUGGCCAACCCUUUCAAAUUGACCAAGCAGCUUCUUGGCCAAAAGAGGACUGGCCAACUCACCUGCUCCAAGGACGCGAUCAACAACCACCUCAAGGCCACCUACUCGGACCCGAACAGAGAACGACCAUUAGGGCCAUGCGAUGCACUGCUGACACCACCAGAGCCCACAGUAGAGUUCAACCUGAAGGAGCCCUGCCAGAGUGAAGUGGAGGAAGUGGUGAGGAGAGCAAGGUCAAGCUCAGCACCAGGCCCAAGCGGAGUGCCUUACAAGGUAUACAAGAACUGCCCAAAGCUUCUACACAGACUCUGGAAGGCCCUGAAGGUCAUCUGGAGAAGAGGCAAGAUUGCCCAGCCAUGGAGGUAUGCUGAGGGAGUGUACAUUCCAAAAGAGGAGAAGUCUGAGAACAUCGACCAGUUUCGUGUCAUCUCCUUGCUCAGCGUGGAGAGUAAAAUAUUCUUCAGCAUUGUGGCCAAGAGACUCUCCAACUUCCUGUUGAGCAAUAAAUACAUCGACACGUCUGUGCAGAAAGGAGGUAUUCCGGGAGUCCCAGGGUGCCUGGAACACACAGGGGUGGUAACCCAGCUCAUCAGGGAAGCAAGAGAAGCCAAGGGGGACCUGGCCGUGCUGUGGCUAGAUCUCACCAAUGCAUAUGGCUCAAUACCCCACAAGCUGGUGGAGGUCGCACUGGAGAAACACCACGUUCCUCAGAAGGUUAAAGGCCUCAUCCUGGACUAUUACAACAAGUUCAGCUUGAGGGUCUCCUCUGGCCAGUUAACAUCAGAUUGGCACCAGCUUGAGGUAGGGAUAAUCACUGGUUGUACCAUCUCAGUGACUCUCUUCGCGCUGGCAAUGAACAUGAUGGUCAAGGCAGCCGAGACAGAGUGCAGAGGUCCCCUCAGCAAGUCCGGAGUAAGGCAACCUCCCAUUAGAGCCUUCAUGGACGACCUCACAGUGACAACAACAGCAGUGCCAGGAGCAAGAUGGAUUCUCAGAGGGUUGGAGAGGCUCAUGGUAUGGGCACGCAUGAGCUUCAAACCAGCAAAAUCCAGGUCCUUGGUGCUAAAGAAGGGGAGAGUCACUGAUAAGUUCCGCUUCAAGUUGGGAGAACAUCAAAUCCCGUCAGUCACUGAGAAACCAGUGAAGAGCCUCGGGAAGGCCUUUAACUGCAGCCUCAACGAUAGAGACUCCAUCAGGGAAACCAGCACUUCCAUGGAGGACUGGUUGAGAGCCGUGGACAGAUCAGGGCUCCCUGGAAGAUUCAAGGCUUGGGUCUACCAGCAUGGAAUCCUACCAAGACUCCUCUGGCCCCUGCUCAUCUAUGAGGUCCCCAUGACGGUGGUUGAAGGUUUAGAGCGAAGGGUGAGCAGCUAUCUACGCAGAUGGCUGGGACUGCCACGCAGCCUAAGCAACAUCGCUCUGUAUGGGAACACCAACAAGCUCAGACUGCCUUUAAGCUCAGUGAGGGAGGAGUUCAUUGUGACACGGGCACGGGAACAUCUGCAGUACUCUGGAUCCAGAGAUGCGAAAGUGUCCGGGGCAGGGAUUGUCGUCAGGACAGGGAGAAAGUGGAAGGCAGCAGAGGCAGUCCAACAAGCUGAAACUCGGCUGAAGCACAAGGCCAUCCUUGGGACAGUAGCGCAAGGCAGAGCCGGACUUGGAAGCCUAACAGCAACCCGUUACGACUUGGCCAGCGGGAGGGAGAGGCAGAGGCUGGUGCAGGAGGAGGUGCGUGCUUCAGUGGAGGAGGAGAGAACCAGCAAAGCAGUGGCCAUGCGGCAGCAAGGUGCCUGGAUGAAGUGGGAGCAGGCGAUGGAGCGGAAUGUCACUUGGAAGGACAUCUGGACGUGGAAUCCCCAGAGAAUCAGAUUCUUGAUCCAAGGGGUUUACGACGUUCUUCCCAGCCCAUCUAACUUGUACACAUGGGGCAGAGUAGAGACACCUGCAUGCACGCUGUGUUCCAAGCCAGGGACACUAGAACACAUCUUGAGCAGCUGCUCCAAGGCACUAGGCGAAGGCCGGUAUCGAUGGAGACACGAUCAGGUCCUUAAAACCAUUGCUGAGGCAAUCAGCAAAGGGAUCAAAGACAGCCGAUACCGUCAAGCCACAGCCAAGGCUAUCCACUUCAUCAAGGAAGGACAAAGGCCAAAGGGAACAUCUAAGAGCUGCUCUGCUGGGUUGCUCUCAACGGCCCGAGACUGGGCAAUGACAGUUGACCUAGAGAGGCAACUGAGGAUACCAGCACACAUCACUCAGUCCACACUGAGACCUGACAUCAUCUUGGUCUCUGAGGCCACCAGACAACUAAUCUUGCUAGAGCUAACAGUCCCCUGGGAGGAGAGGAUGGAGGAGGCUCAGGAGAGAAAGAGGGAAAAAUAUCAGGAGCUGGUGGAGCAGUGUCGGACGAAUGGGUGGAGGACCAGGUGUAUGCCAGUGGAAGUAGGCAGUAGGGGAUUUGCCAGCCACACCCUGAAUAAGGCAUAUGGUACACUGGGCAUAACAGGCGCCAACCGAAAAAGAGCCAUAAGCAAUAAUGUGGAGGCAGCAGAGAAAGCAUCCAGAUGGCUCUGGUUGAAGAGGGGAGAACGGUGGGGGCGGUAGCAUGCCACUUGGACACAGACCGGGGUUUGAUCAGCCUCGGUCGGGUCGCCUGGAGGAGGGUGUCUGUUGCAAGACCCGAAACA
Misgurnus anguillicaudatus (oriental weatherfish) is the source of this 3755-nucleotide messenger RNA. The record is from RefSeq and is a predicted model, not a curated record. NCBI's taxonomy places the organism in Eukaryota, Metazoa, Chordata, Actinopteri, Cypriniformes, Cobitidae.